This is a messenger RNA of Alnus glutinosa, 783 nucleotides long. Its product is annotated as pumilio homolog 18-like. The coding region runs from base 1 to 549 and encodes 182 amino acids. The transcript has 4 exons. Gene Ontology annotation, molecular function: mRNA binding. Gene Ontology annotation, cellular component: cytoplasm. The record is from RefSeq and is a predicted model, not a curated record. Gene Ontology annotation, biological process: post-transcriptional regulation of gene expression. NCBI's taxonomy places the organism in Eukaryota, Viridiplantae, Streptophyta, Magnoliopsida, Fagales, Betulaceae.
AUGUCUUCUAAUCUACUAUACCUAGCAGCCCUAAGGCACUGUCUCGACCUGGCCGAACAUGAAAAGGGAUGCAUAUCUAUAAACAAGUUCAUCACAAACAGCAGAGGACCAGGCAGAGAUAAACUCCUACGCUUAAUUGCAGAACAUUCGGUGUACCUCUCUCAAGAUCCCUCAGGGAACUAUGUUCUGCAGCAUGUCAUAGGACUCCAUGAUCCUGUCUCUACUGAGAAGAUAUGCUGUCUUUUGAGGGGCAACUAUGUGCUUCUCUCUUCACAGCAAGGUGGUAGUCAUGUGGUAGAGAAAUGCUUAAACUCUCCUUGGAUGGAUUAUGUGAUUCUGGAUUUUUUAAAGUGGGACAGACUCUGGCAACUUGCUCGAGAUCGAUAUGGGAACUAUGUGAUCCAAACAGCAUUGAAAGUCACAAAGCGUGCAAAUAUUCCACUUCAUCGAAGGCUUCUAGAGAAAUUCCAAGGGCAUUUGGAUGCUCUCCGUUCUGGAUAUGGAAGGAAUGUCAUCAAUUUGAUUGUCAGGGGGGUUCCACUGGACUGAUCAGCCCAACCAAUUCGGAUUGUGAAAAUGGUGUUUGUGUUUGACAUCCUGAAUAUAUGUUACCUGUUUUCCAUGAGUAGCUCCUUUGUUUCUUCUAUGAAGUAAAGUACCAAGUGUAAUGAAUAAGGUGCAGUGUGAGUGUCGUGAAUAGAAAAUGUAAGGAUUAUAUGAUUACUAUGUAGGUUAUGUUUGUUUACAUGUUUUAGGAGGUAUGUUUUGUUUGGAAAUUUCAUG